AGGAAGGAAGGGGGGUGAGUGGUUUCAUUGGCCACUCGAGUGUGUGAGUAACAUCUUCCGAGUCUGCAGUGGAGAGAGCUUCUCCUUGUGCUCCUUGUGUGCAUCUGUCCCGAGUUUUAGUGUGCGGGUAUAGCUGCUGGCAGUCAGCAUCCAGCCGCACUGCUCCUGAGGAGGAGAACUGGGCUCCAGUUACUUUACCCAGACCAGAGCUAUAUUUUGCAGACGACCGCGUUCCAGUGCUGCAUCCGAAGCGGGCCAAAAAAAAAAAAAAAGGACAAUGCAGGGAUCAAGUCAUUAAACUUCAGGGGCCUGGAAGGGCCCCAAAACGAAGCAGCUGGGCUUCAGCACCACGGAUAGCGCCACAGCAGAAGUGCUCCAGGGCAGAGGCUCCCAAACUUUUUGCGUUUAGCCAGAUUCAUAUCAAAGCAGGAACCCAGAUUGAUUCUAUUUUGUCUUGAUUCUGUUUGACAAAGAGUUAAAUGUCAAUUUGAAACUACCUCUUCUCUUGUGAAUAAUUGUAAUUGGAUAUCAGUUGAAAGUAUACCUUUUCUUCCUGAAAUGAAACUAACUCCUUAUGUUGGGGCCUGUCAAGGACCUCGUGGAAGUCCCAAAACUCCACUUUGGCUUUAGCUACUUUAAUGGACGUUGAAAACCAGACACUGAUAGUUUACCCUCACCUGGAGAACAAACGUUACUUUUGAAAGUGACUUACUUUGCCAUAUGUCCACUAUAAAACAUGCCCCAGUAAUGUGUAGUCUCAAUGACACACACACACACACACACACACACACAUGCUCAUACACAACCAGCACUCAACAGUGUUUUGGCAAUAAGCCUAAGAUUCCUGCCAUGUCCUCUAUAGUCAUGUCUCAGCAGUUCACUGCAUUGCUGCUGUUGUUCACUCAUAACAUAACAAGAUCUCCAAAGUCAUUAAAAAAACAUCCUUCCAGAGCCAGACAAAAUGUCGUUUUACUGAGAGACAAAUGCAACACCUUCUCCUGUGUCCUCCCAUCAUUUGCAAUGCUGUAGGAUCUCCAGUAGUUUCAGCUGGAGCAGGCUCUCAAAUUCAGGGCAGACAAUUAGAAACUCCAUUAAGCACAGUUGAUUCCUCUGAGGUAGUUGGACCAAAAGCAGCACGCACACUGGGAUCUGUAGGACUCGGAUAUAAAGCGCCACCGGUCCUUAUCCUGCAUCUCUGUUCACUGUUAGAUGAACCUUAUGACCUCAAUCAAAACCUUAUGAGUCAUCUCACAGGUGUUGACACAAAAGGAUGCUAUGCAUGAAUGCAGAAAUCUAGUUCACCCUAUUUGCGAUGAAGCAGCGUCGGGUGAAGGCUUUGUUUGAAGUUUGCUCCAUGUUUAUUUCAACUUGUGUGAGCCAGUUUACAAGUCUUUUUCUGUUUGAUUCUGUUUUUGAAUUGUUGUGGUUCUUUUGCAAGAACUCCUAAAGCAGAGUUCCACUGUGUCUUUGCUGCUCAUCCAAGACUAUAAACAUCAUCAUAAAAAUAUUCUAAUACUCUUUUUGCAAAUCUGAACUUGUCUGUCUAUUGUUCGUCAGCAGUUAUACAUUAUUCACUCAGUAUAAGUAAAGCACCUAUCAGAAAAAGAGGGAUCAUACACGUAACUUUUCAGAGGCAGGGGCCACAACCGCGGCUGGUAAUCUGUCUGCACCAUUCAUUGCUCUUGGUGACGUUAGCUCGUAUAAGAUAAUGUUAAGCAGGAAGAGCAGAGGGUGUUUUGCGCUCCAGAUUCAGGAACUAUGCCAAAUUUUACCCCCUGGGGAUUUCUGUUGAAAGAUGUUUCUGAGUAGGCUUAAAUCUUUGCACCUGCUUUCCUUUGUAGUGUCAAGUUUGCACCUGGCUAUAAGUUAAAUACAGUAGUUGGGGUGUCCUGUAUUGCAGCAGCAUGCUGGUAUUGUGGGUGGCAUCGUGGAGAAGCAACCAUUAACAAAAGCUAAUAAGAUAAUGUUUAUUUCUUAUGAUGCCACUCUGAUAGUUGUCAUUCUGUCAGUUUCCUUGUGGCUGUUGGAUCAUUGUAACAUCAGGUUUCAUUGAAGUAACUUUUAGUUUUAUUCUUUCGAGUCAAUCCUGAUGUCUCUGUGUGGCAUUUUUAGCAGAAUCAAACACCCAAAGCCAAACUAUUUAGCUUUCUUGUCGAGCACCAUUUAUUUCAAUUACUAACCUAAUAGUCUUAACUAACAGUUGGUUGUCAUCUCUCUGCUCAUGUUUGUCUGGUUUUAUGGCUUUUGUUAGAACAACACUAAGAUUCGUUGUUGAAAUUGUUUAUUGAGUGAUAAAUGUUGGAAAAUGAUCUGUAUGGAUCUUGCCUGUUCUCAUUUUGCUGCACUAAAUCCAAUUCAGAUUUAUUUUUGUUUUAUCCCUACAACUUGGGCUUUGUGCAGUUAAAGUAUAUACCCAUCACACUAGCUCUAAUCACACAGUAAGCUGUGUAAUUUGUGUUGGUGUAGUGUAAAUGUGGUAAUGAGCACUCUGUGUGAGCCACAGCAUUGCACUUACUCUCACACAUCUCUCGCCUUUGCCUCCUGGAGACUUGGCAAGAUAGUUUAGCAUACAUUACACAAUGAAAACUAGUUUCAGCUAUUGUGAGUCAACACAUCUGUGAGGUAUCUCAAGGACACAUUAGAGUGACAACCUUGUCUACUAGUGUCUCUCUGAACACCCGUGGUUCAUUCUUAUUCCACAAGGUGGCAGCAGGCAUAAAGAAAUGACUGGAAGUUACUCCUGCAGUGGUGGCAUCUGAAAGAGGGGCCACAGAGAUGCUGGGCUUUUGGUUUGUUUCUUUUAGUUUUCAGAGGUAUUAAGUUCCGUGUACAGUGUGUGCAUCAUGGUACAUACUUUGAUCUAGCACAGUUAGACGAACUGAAAACACACUCAACACAUUUAAUGCAACAUGUUUGCUUGAUUUUUUACACAUAAUUCAGAAUCUUUCUUCCAUGAAGACAAGUGACACGCUGGGGAUCAAAAAACAUUUAAAAAUGUCAACAUCAUCCUGUUUGUGUAAAUGAGCGAGCCAUUUUAAUUGACAAUUCGAAUGAUUGCUAUAUAUUGCCUGCAGUGCAUUUCAUAGCAGCAGUGUUUUAUCGCUCGUGGACGUAUCUCAGCUGGGAUGAAGUGAACAUCAAUUGUCUCUGGUAAAGGGAGGGUGCCUAGCAGAUCCUCAUUAGGGAAUACUUUAUCUUUCCCUGACAAAGAUGUAUGUGCUAUGUCUUCACAGCACUGUACCGCAAAAUCCCUCCCAUUUCUGAGAAAGCUCACAAACCACCAGAUUUUCUAAGAAAUGUAUAUCACACUCCUGCAUAUCCGUUAGAAUGAUUGAUGUUAUAUUGAAAUUGCUAUUGAUAUUUUUUAUGCUGCAGUGACAUAUUCAUUUCUACCACUCACUGGCAACUCAAUAAGAAUACAAAGCUAGAUUAAGGGUUUUGAUUUAGACUCCAACCUUCAGUUUCUAACUUUUCUUUUGCUAUCUGUAUUCUAUCUAUCUAUGUAUCUGUCUGUCUGUGGGAGAAGAAGUCUCUCUCUCUCUCUCUCUCUCUCUCUCUCUCUCUCUUUCUCUCUCUCUCUCUCAUGCACACCCAGGGACAGACAUGCAGAAACACACAAAGGGCUAACCAGGAUACCAGUUUCACACUCAACACUUUCAUCCAUUACAUCCAAAUCUUAUGUAAGGGGGGGGCUGCAGACAGUGGUAGUCAAAAGAAAAUCGUCUCCCUCUCCCUGUCUCUCUCUCCCUCCCCGAGUUCGGUUGGAGAGAGAAUGUCAAACCGAGUCCUAGAAAAAGCCUCUAAAUGUUUCAUGCUGUUUCAUCACAGGGAAGAGAGAGGUUUUGCUGUGCUGCUGAAGACUCACGUGUUCUUCCUCCCACAGUGAAUGUGUGCGUGUGUGUGUGAGUGUGGUGUGUGUGCUCCCCAGCCCAUGCAAUAAUAAACAUGAAACCAGAGGCAUUCUCACAGACAAAUGCUGGUACACACACACGCACACACACGUUUGCAGGACAAUUUGGGGGAUUUUUACCUUUUAUUGUGAUGAAGAAGAUCACUCCAUUAAAUCCAGUGAAAACAGAAUCAUUCAGUUGGUUUGCAUUUAUGCCCAGAUGUGAUGGCAGAAUAAUGCUCUCUACGUGCAUAUACAUCCAUGUGUGCUCUUCCUUCCUCCUGCAAAGAGUCCUAAGGGCAGGAUUUUUAAAGCUUUGGUGUUACAGUAUUAUUCAUGGUUUGUGAAGAACUAUUGUGCUGCUGGUGAAGAUGUUAUUUGUAAUGUUUUGGUGUGUUUUUGGUGUGUCAUGGGCAAGUCCAUUUCAUUUCCAUAAGCCCUAAAUCACACAUACAUGUGUUGUGUCACUGUCUGGGUCUUCAGUGUACCAUUUGUGUUUUGGGGGGUGUGCAGAAACCUGUUGCAGGUAAUCCUUUUAGCCAGAUUGAAUAUGUUCUUUAUGGCAUGUGUGGGGUGCCACGGGGGCUUUAGAAAAUAAAAUGCGCGCUUAUGUCCCGUUAAGUAUAAGCUAUGAGGAUAAGAAUGUAGUAGCCUAUCAACCAAAGCUGAUUAAGAUUUAUCUUUUUCAUGCACACUGCUCUCAGAACAGUUCACUGCGGCCCCCUUGCUCCCCGACGUGCCCCUGAAAACUGGCUCGCAACUUCGGAUUUUAAUUGUAAUUCAAAGAGACAAUUGCGAGAUCCCCCCCCCCUUUCAGACACAGUAUCCCAAAGGACUAGAAAUCACGCGCACCCAUUUUUCCCUGCAUAAACAAUCGACCCAGCAUUCCCCCACUUUACCCCCUUUUUUUAUGCAAUACAUUAGCAUCUUUCCUUCCUGGAGAUCAUCUAUCUUUACGCAUGCGAUCUCUCCUCCGAGAAUUCCUAAUACGAACCUCAAUCACGUAUGAUUGCGUUAAAAGAGUUGAAGAGGGAGUGAGGGGGGUGAGAGAAAGAGAGAGGGAGAGGGAGAGAGAGAGAGAGAGAGAGAGAGAGAGAGAGGAGGCUAAGGACCGCGACCGUCCAGUCUCUCGCUGUCGGCGAUAUAACACACCGACAGCAUCCAUUCGGGACACGCUUGGAAAUAAUGCUUAGUGCUACUUUAUUAUUUGUGCACUACAACAAAAAGCACUCCGGCGUGUGUCCGCCUCAACUAAUUGUUGCUUUUACAGACGAGAAUCCCUCCCUGCAGGCUUAAAUUACAUCUCUGCAGCAUCCUUGCAGAGUAGCCUCUGCUGCCGAUUCCGUUUUUUUUUCUUCUUCCCCGGCUGCAUUUAGAAGGUGCCAUCGACAGAACCGGAGACUGGGCUCACGGUUAUCCCGGGCUCCCGCACAGCCUCCUUUCCUGGACCAGCAGCGGACUGUCUCAUUCAUCGAUGUGAGAUGGAGUAAAUAAUUAGAAAAAAACAAACGAAAAAAACCAAAAAAAAAGUUAGGAUCCUUCUCCAGCCAAGCACGAGGGGGUCUUAUGCAUGGAUUUAGGUUGAUGCGAAUUAUUAAAAAAAAAAAAAGGCGUCAGGAAGCCAGAGGAGAGAGGCUGGUGUGCAGAUGAGGAUUACGAAGUCGUUCUCGUCAGACGCGGCACCGUCCACCUGGAAUACCUGAAGCUCUCCCAUGACACACAUCUGCAUCAACUUAUCAAGACUGUUGCAUGUAUUCAGGACUGAUAUGUCGGCCCCUGUGGCCUAGCCCGUAGGUGUAUGUUUUAUAUGAGAUCGGUCGUUGUUGAUUCGAAGCCCUGAGUGCCAUAAACUCGCAGCAGCUGAAUUAUUACACGCUACUGCCCCCCCACCCCCCCCUUGAAGAGGAUGCUGCCCGAAGCGCAAUGAUGCCCGCCUGGACUCAGGAGGAUUUUCUGAUCAGGAUGACAUUUGGUUGACAAACCCCCCCUCGUGGAACCUGAAACACAACAAACAACUCUCUGGUCUUUUUUUUUUUUUUUGCGCCAAGAAGCUGCACCAAGAUCCGACCUCCGCCGAACUAGACUCUCGGUUUUUCAGACUCGGUUCGGGGAGAUGGCCGCGAUCGCCAGCUCCCUGAUCCGGCAGAAACGCCAGGCAAGGGAGUCGAACAGCGACCGGGUCUCUACUUCGAAACGUCGCCCCAGCCCCAGCAAAGACCCCCGCUCUCUCUGCGAGAGGCAUUUCUUGGGGGUCUUCAGCAAAGUCCGUUUCUGCAGCGGCAAGAAGAGACCCGUGCGGCGGCGACCAGAUGCACCCUCGAAACCUCCACAGGUGUCCCAUAAGGGCUGCAGGCUAGAGCCGCAGCUGAAAGGCAUCGUGACACGACUGUUCAGCCAGCAGGGCUUCUACCUGCAGAUGCAGCCGGAUGGAACCAUUGACGGCAGCAAGGACGAGAACAGCGACAACACCCUGUUUAAUCUUAUUCCUGUGGGUCUGAGAGUGGUGGCCAUCCAAGGAGUGAAGAGUGGCUUCUACAUUGCUAUGAAUGGCGAGGGCAUGCUCUACAGCUCGGAGAUGUUCACGCCGGAGUGCAAGUUCAAGGAGUCUGUUUUUGAGAACUACUAUGUGAUCUACUCGUCCACUGUGUACCGGCAGCAGGAGUCGGGCCGGGCCUGGUUCCUCGGCCUUACCAAGGAGGGACAAGUCAUGAAGGGCAACCGGGUCAAGAAGACUAAGCCCUCGUCACACUUUGUGCCCAGGCCAAUCGAAGUUUGUAUGUACAGGGAGCCGUCACUGCAUGAGAUAGAGGACAAGCACCGCUCCAGGAAGAGCUCAGGGACUCCCACCAUGAACGGAGGGAAAGCUGUCAAUCAGGACUCCACAUAGCAGCGGGGGGAGGGGCUUCCAGCAGGGGGGAGUGGCCUCAUCCUGACUCAGGGGGAGGGGCCAUAGGAAAACUCAACACCCCCUAAAAUACGCAUCCCCAUCCCCUCUAAUAAAAAAAGAGGGCGUUGCGACGAGGAGGAGCUAUUACUGUACACCCAAGACAACAAAAACAAGAACUGAACUCUUGCCUGUGAAAACCUUUUAGAUGAAUUAAUAUGAAACCAGAGGAUAUAUAUAUAUAUAUAUGGAAAAAAAAAACAUUUUCAAUCAGGACUUGACCAACAUUUUAUGCAAAAAAAGAGAAAAAGCUGUGAUAAACAAACAAAGGAAUGGUGGUCUCUCUUCACAAAAAUACAAAUAUCUAUCAUUUCCAAUUUAUGCUGUGAAAAACAAGCUUUAAUACAUGUUCAAUUUUCAUACAUUUUUUUUCUAAAUGCUAUUGCACUCUCAUAUGCUUUAUUGUGUUAUUGUUGUCAGUAAUAGCUAUAACAUCAUCAUCAUUACUAAUCUGUUGAUUUGAACAUCCCAGUAACAAUCAUGGUUAUUCUGACCUUUUUUUAGACAAAAGAAAGGUGUUUUUUUUUUUUUCAAUGACUCCCAUGUUUUCCUCUCAUAGUUUGAUCUUGAAUGCACUGUCACACUACCUGCUCUGGUGUGAGGGUAAGACUGAAUGUAUUUGAUAGUUCUCUGUGUUGUACUCCAAUGGAAACAGAGUGGUGGGAUGUAAUUUACUCAGGUGUGUACUGUAAGUGUAACUAAUGUGACUAAUAGGACGGAGAGGGCUAUUUCAAAUACUCUAACAUGAACUCCCCUGCGUUGUUCUGCUAUGACAGGACAGGACUGAUACAAGCAAUAUAAAUAGAGAGCAGUCUAGUAUGUCUCUAAAUAAUAGUAAUAACAAGCUGACAACACAUCUCUGUGGUAGGUGUGUUUGUCAGUAGAAGAAGUCUGACAAAGAAAGUUGUAUAAGCAGGUAUAAGUCUGAAUCAAAGGAAAUCUGUUUUGAUAUAGCUUCAAUAUACUCUUAAUAUUUGCAAGGAUUGUUAGGUUUUAAGUAAAGAGAUGUCCAAACUCGUCAAAAAUGGCAAAUAAUAGUAUUUUCUCCAAAAGCUGAGAGAAAUAUAACGACCAGCAUCAGCACUAUGAGCCAUGGCCAAAAACGGUCACUUGACAUUUGCACCUCAAGAAACACAGACCCCUUUCUCUGCUGUUAGCUAGGCUGUAACAACAACUCUCAAAAUAUAACUAUAUAACAGUAUUCAGGCUUUUGAACUAUAUGGACAAAUCAUGAAAUAAUCCUUGAUUAAAAUGCUUAUUUUUAAGUGUAAGAAAGGAUGAAAGUUGCUUUGGCAGGCCUGGCAGUGAAGACUCUGUAUGUGUUGACUAGUUUUCAAGAAGUUCUGCUAUUUCUGUUACUUUUUUUGCGAAUGCAUUAGAGAUUUCUCAACACUGGUGGACAGGGUGCCUGACUGUUUAAUAAUCCAUGGACCUGACUUGUUGUUAUUUUCAAUGCAAGGUCACAAUCAUUAAGACUUUCUCAUCACAAUGGAAUCAGAACGUCUCAUUGAGGAAACCAGUUCAUCUGGAUUUAGCCAGGUUCGGGGAGGAUGUCACUGUUUGGUUUCUCUGGCAUGGUAAUCCACACAGACUCCACCCCCCCCUGGUUUUGUGACCCAUGAAAUGAGUCAUUUGCUGCAUUGUGGAGGAAAGCUUCUCUUUCAUAAAUCAACAUGCUGACAGGGCUGUAUAAACAAGGUGAAUUGACUGGUACACCGCGUACGCCGCAUAGCUCAUUCCUAAUCCCCAAUUAGUUUGUCUAACUCAGGAAGUCCUACACUUGUUCCGUGAAUGGGGCCAGACAUAAAGGCUGGCAGCUCAUUGUCCAGCACCCGUUGCACAAAGCCUGGCCACUGGUGUGGGGUUUAAGGAGGUCGGAAUGGGGUCGGUGGUGUUUUAUCAUUAAAGGUGGUGUACAGCUAAGCCUAGCCAGGUGAGAAAGGUUGAAACGGGAAUUACUGGAGCCAAGACAAAGCAUGAACUUCGCAUGACUGAGUUGAUGUUAGCUUGGUUUGAUUUUGAGGUGAGAGCUAAUAAAAGAUUGUUUUCGAGAAUAGGUCCAAAACUUUUUUAUGCAACAUUUUGAUCAGUAUUUUAGCGAGAGUUUAUAGCAUCUCUCCUAUAUCUGGUUGGAAAUCAUAGGCUAAGUUGGUGGUAUGUACAGUAAAUAGCACACAUUCAGUUGCACAGAGCAAACCGCAGUGAUAUAUCAUCAUGGAUCUAGGAGGGCCUUCCACCUGGGGUCCCGGGUCCAUAGCUGGUGCAAAUUACCUGCAAGAGCUAACGGUAGAUUAGUUCAACUUCCACAGCACCUCCAGCAUAACAGUGAUACAUACAGUAUAUUAGACGUGACACUGAAAGUCAGCAGGCAAGACCAGCAUAUAUAGGUAUCUUUUUAUAGAGGUUUAUAUGGUGCAAAUGAGAUACAUGUGGACUUAAAGCAAUGCAUGAAAUUGGAUGUACUCGAUGUCAGCUGUUGACAGCGGAAUGAGAGGAUUUGCGGAACGAAAGGGAUGUAUAAAACAAGGAGGUAAAAAUAGCUGAUGUGAGAAAGCAGUAAAGGAGAGCACUUUCCGGGGGGUUUAUUGAUGUAUGAAAGGGGGAUCAAAGGCUUUGGUUGUAUGUGAUAUUAAGUAUAAUUUAUUAUUUUUAUGUUUGCAGAUGAUUUCACUGCAUUGGAACACGCUCAUAUAUGCAUUAUGAAUUGUGAGAUGAAAUAAAAAAAUAUGCAUUGAUAAUAAAAAAUCAGAAUGAAGUUAGUGAUUGUUUAAGAAUAAAGAUUAUGUUAUCAAAAAAC
Messenger RNA from Dicentrarchus labrax (European seabass), 9630 nucleotides. It is a transcript of the gene fgf12a, whose product is annotated as fibroblast growth factor 12a. Gene Ontology annotation, biological process: animal organ morphogenesis; regulation of cell migration; positive regulation of protein phosphorylation. The record is from RefSeq and is a predicted model, not a curated record. The transcript has 6 exons. Bases 6003 to 6776 code for a protein of 257 amino acids. Lineage: Eukaryota; Metazoa; Chordata; Actinopteri; Moronidae. Gene Ontology annotation, cellular component: cytoplasm. Gene Ontology annotation, molecular function: growth factor activity; fibroblast growth factor receptor binding.